Brugia malayi is the source of this 270-nucleotide messenger RNA. RefSeq lists its product as uncharacterized. Bases 1 to 270 code for a protein of 89 amino acids. Gene Ontology annotation, cellular component: lysosome; Ragulator complex. NCBI's taxonomy places the organism in Eukaryota, Metazoa, Nematoda, Chromadorea, Rhabditida, Onchocercidae. Gene Ontology annotation, molecular function: guanyl-nucleotide exchange factor activity. The record is from RefSeq and is a predicted model, not a curated record. Gene Ontology annotation, biological process: positive regulation of TOR signaling; cellular response to amino acid stimulus. The transcript is spliced from 2 exons.
AUGGAUGUUACCUUUUCAUUUCUAAACUAUAUUCCAGGUCUAAAAGGGUUCAUUGUGCUUUCAAAUGGCUCAGUCAUCAAGUCGGAUGGAGAGCUAGAAAAUGACGAAUUAUUGGCAGUGAAUGUCAAGAAAAUGUUAUCUAUUGGCGAACCUCUUGUUCAUGUCGUAGGAAAAAUCGAAAAGAUGACCAUAGCAUAUCCAGAGCAUAAUCUUGAAAUUGUUCGAAGUGGCAAAUAUAUAUUUAUUGUGAAGAAAAAAACAAAUAACUAG